This is a messenger RNA of Megachile rotundata (alfalfa leafcutting bee), 607 nucleotides long. RefSeq lists its product as uncharacterized. The record is from RefSeq and is a predicted model, not a curated record. NCBI's taxonomy places the organism in Eukaryota, Metazoa, Arthropoda, Insecta, Hymenoptera, Megachilidae.
ACAAUUCGAUCAGAAGCGAUCGGGUGAGUAAUCUUGCACCUUGGAGUCAGUAAUGUCAACCAAACUUUUCUACGGCCUUUUACUGCUACUCGCAGUGUAUUGCAUCUGCGAUGUUGUGGCUGCUGAUGAUAAAGAAUCGGCGUCCUCUGAGUCAUCGGAUGUCGAAAAUGCGUUUUAUCACCCAGAAACGAACGAAACAUUUCCCCAACUAGCUCAACUCGCAAUUUCCAACCCUUUCAAAGCGGUUUCCUUUUACGGUGCUAACUGCAACUGUGCAAACAAAGCCUGUGACUGUUGCACGGGUAUAAGAAUAAAAUCGCACAACUUCGAUAAACGAGCCUGUGCCAUCGUUAAGUAUCUUCCGCAAGAGAUCGGUUUGGGGGCACAGCUGACUGUGGAUCAAAAGCAGAUCGCCUCGAAAUCUGUUUCUCUGAGCAAUCCACCUGCCAUAUGCGCACGCGUCCCUGACUUCCCGUUUGUCCAAUUAUGCGUGCACUUCUACAACCUUUCGAAGAAUGGAGAUCAAGUGCAUGGUUGCAUUGACUUGGAAGCUCGUGUGAAGAAAAUCCGGGCGCUGAAACUGCAUUUCAAGUGCUUCACUAUUUAA